GUAACUCUGUAGCGCGGGGAAUUUCGAGUGGCAGCAGAGCGCGGGAGACCAGUGGGUAGCGGACCCUCCCAGCCUCUUUCGGGGAGACCAUGGACUCCCUAGCCGAGCCCCGGUGGCCUGCGGGCCUGGCAGUCAUGAAGACAAUAGAUGAUUUGCUGCGGUGUGGUAUUUGCUUUGAAUAUUUCAACAUUGCAAUGAUAAUUCCUCAGUGUUCACAUAACUACUGUUCUCUUUGUAUACGAAAAUUUCUCUCCUAUAAAACACAAUGUCCAACUUGUUGUGUGACAGUCACAGAGCCGGACCUGAAAAAUAACCGCGUAUUAGAUGAACUGGUAAAAAGCUUGAAUUUUGCACGGAAUCAACUGUUGCAGUUUGCUUUAGAGUCACCACCCAUCUCUCCUGCUUCCUCCUCUUCAAAGAACCUUGCUGCCAAAGUACAUACUCCUGUAGCCUUCAGACAUUCAUUAAAGCAAGGAAGCAGGUUAAUGGAGAAUUUCUUGAUUAGAGAAACUGGUGGUUCUGUGUCAGAGUUGUUGAUAAAAGAGAACGAAAGCAAAUUCAGCCUUCAGAAAGAGCUGAGCCCUUCUGCAAAGACCAGAGGGACACCUUCCAUAGAAAAGUCAGCUCCAGUUUCCUCACAGGCUACUGUUCCUGAGACACCCUCUACGUCGGCCUUCAAACAAGUUACUAAAGUGGAUUGUCCUGUUUGUGGGGUUAAUAUUCCAGAAAAUCACAUUAAUAAGCACUUAGACAGCUGUUUAUCACGUGAAGAGAAGAAAGAAAGCCUCAGAAGCUCUGUUCAUAAAAGGAAGCCGCUACCCAAAACUGUAUAUAACUUGCUGUCAGAUCGAGAUUUAAGGAAAAAGCUAAAGCAGCAUGGAUUAUCUGUUCAAGGAAAUAAACAACAGCUCAUUAAAAGACAUCAAGAGUUUGUACACAUGUACAAUGCGCAGUGUGAUGCUUUGCAUCCUAAAUCAGCUGCUGAAAUAGUUCAAGAAAUUGAAAAUAUGGAGAAGACUAGGAUGCGUCUUGAAGCUAGUAAACUCAACGAAAGCAUGAUGGUUUUUACAAAGGACCAAACAGAAAAGGAAAUAGAUGAAAUUCACAGUAAAUAUCGUAAAAAACAUCAGAGUGAAUUUCAGCGUCUGGUCGAUCAAGCCAAAAAAGGAUAUAAGAAAACCGUUGGAAUGUCAAAAAAAAACCUAACAAAAGAAGAAGAUGAAUCUACAGAAGAGCUUUUAUCUGUAUGCGUGGGACAGGAAGAUAAUAAAAUGAAAUUCUCAGAUAUGCCCUCGGUAGCAAACCAUUUCCCUCAAUCAAAGCUGGACUUCCCCAGGAAAUUAGAGCCUGACGGACCAGAUGAUUCUUCUAGUUGUACUGAUAUUCAAGAGGAAGCUCUUUCUUCACCAGAAUCAGAUUCGUGCAAUAGUUCCAGUUCAGACAUCAUAAGAGAUCUUCUAGAAGAAGAGGAAGCCUGGGAAGCAUCACAUAAAAAUGAUUUUCAAGACACAGAAGUAAGUCCCAGACAGAAUCGUCGCACGAGGUCAGCUGAAAGUGCUGAGCUAGAGCCAAGAAACAAGCGGAACAGGAAUUAGUGUGGGUUUGCUGCCUUUGCGAGUGCAGUCAUCAGAAGAUGGUACUUUUGUUGCCAUGUAGAUUUCAUAUUCAUAAAUGCCCAGGUGAAGGUGUUACAUUCUAAAUAUUAUGUUUAACUCAUUUUCAUUCUUUUCUGCCUUUCCAGGAAAAAAAAUUUACAAAGCAUCCUCACUUGGUCAGUUACCCCCUGCCCCUAAAACAUCUCUCUAGAAAUACUGGCAUCCACACAUUUACCAGCUUUGCAGAGGACUGAGACUUUUCAGCAAAAGAGUUUUGUUUGAUUUUGUUUUUAAAUUGCAAAAUGUCCUUAAGCCAUUCUCCUUCUCUUCCAUGGAGAAGCCAACUUCAGAAAAGGAUCCUUUAACCCCUCCACCACAAGGAGCAGUUGAGGUGUUCAGAGCCACUGUGUUUCUGGAAAGGCAGGAUGUCCUAACUCACAUCCUCCAUGCAUGUGAGCACACUAGGCCUGGAGGCUGGUGUGUGUGUUACAGCCGUUUCAGGGUGGUUGUUGCCAGAGCUUCCUGUGGUCCUUAGUUAGACCCGUGGGAGUAGGAUGUUAGUACUGUAGCCUGAAGGCACAAAACAGUAACUUUGCAACAUUGGGCACAUUCUUCAGAAAUGGCACUUACAAAUGACUCCUUGGUCUUUUUUUCAUUUGGGUAAAUCAUAUCUUUAACACUUUGAAUCCCAGCUAUUAAAUGGAAAGAAUGCAAUAAAUGGAUUUUGUAACUGAAUAGACUCUAUAUCAAUUUAAAAUAAAGUCCUUGAAACAGUCUCCUGUGAAUAUUUGCAUACAAGCUACAAAUCAUUGGAAGGGGUUGAUCAGAAAUUGUUCUCUGUGCAAAAUGUCCUCAGUUCCCAGCUCUUCCAGAGGUUCUCAUGCCUGUCUUUGGCAUUUCAGAACCAGUCCCCUGCCACGAGUACCAGCAGCUCUGGGCCUGCCUGUGUCCUGGUGACAACAGUGCCACUUUACUGGAGUCCACGAAGACCCUGGCGUUGGUUCCAUGGUGGGGAGCCUGGUUCUUCUCAGGGCCAAUUGUCCCAGCACCUCAGGGUGGCUGCCCCUGCUCCCGCUGAGCUCCUGGGAGGAGGAGGGGGCCGCAACCCUGCUGUAUAAAACAGCACCUACCAUUCGGAAGGAGUACAGGGGCAAGUGCCCUCCCAUCGGCUCCUGGAUGGCCUGGUGGUGUAGGAUUUCUUCUCUGCUCACCCAAGAGGCCCUUGCCUGGAGAGGAUUCCAGUCAGCCAUGUGGGUCGGCCUGCUCCAGCUUCAGGAAGUUGUCAGAAUGCCACAGCUCCUCUCGUGUACCAUCCCUUCAACUCCUGCAGGUACCGUGGGCUCCCCUCUCUGGUCCCAGCAUGUUGCGGGCAACUCUUCACCCCCACCUCCAUCCCGUGAUGCCCCACCCCCACCGUCUGCCAGGCAGCCAUGGUCAGGCUGGGCAGACGUGCUCCACUAUAUGUAAGGGGGGCAGGCUGCCUUCCCUGUAGCCUUGGCUUGGCAGCCAGCACUGCUCACCCUCCAGAGGACUGGCCCAUGGGAAAGGAGAGGCAUGCAGUUUCUUCUGGAGGCCAUGCCAACUUUAUUUGCUUGAUUCUUUUUUUUUUUAAUAAAUUUUAUUUUAUUUAUUUAUUUUAUUGGCUGGGUUGGGUCUUCGUUGCUGC
Molecule: messenger RNA, 3261 nt
Organism: Hippopotamus amphibius kiboko
Lineage: Eukaryota; Metazoa; Chordata; Mammalia; Artiodactyla; Hippopotamidae
Gene: RAD18
Product: RAD18 E3 ubiquitin protein ligase
Exons: 13
Coding region: 90-1595 (501 amino acids)
Biological process (GO): protein monoubiquitination; DNA damage tolerance
Cellular component (GO): Rad6-Rad18 complex; nucleus
Molecular function (GO): ubiquitin protein ligase activity; single-stranded DNA binding
Source: RefSeq, a predicted model, not a curated record